GGGUUAACUGAACAGUGCUGACGCCUUGUUUUUAUAAAUCACAACUGAAAAUUUCUUCUGAUAAGAUAAACACAUUUUCUUCAUUGUUGUGCCCUCUAGCAACACAUCUACUGGUAACGAGCAGAGGAUUUCAGAAGAAUACUCCCAUAUGCCAACUGCACCAGUUGGAAGAAGGUAGAAGUGGACCACUGAGCUCUUGGGGAGGUUUCCAGAGAUGAAAUGGAUGGUGGAGAUUGAUUCUUUUUUAGAGCAACCUUAAUCUCUCUGGUGUCUGAUAAACAUUGAGAGUUGGUUAAAAGGGCAUUAAAUCUUGACAGCAAAGCUUUGGAAAAGGGGCUGUUUGGGGGGUGUUCUAUUUCCUUGGGAAUUAUGAGCAUUGGAAGAAAAGGGAUGGAUGCUUCAAAUCAGAAGUCCAUUGAGAGAGUUGUUUCACAGAGAGCACUGCAAAUGGGCAGCUCAUUUCCAUGUCAAAUCUGUGUGGUUGGUUUCCUCUGUGGGGUUUGUCUUGCAACAUUCUUUCUGGCUGCUCUCACUUCCCUUGGCACCUUUGCAUUUGGUGGGAUUUCGUUCUCUGCAUCUUCCAAUGGAAUCACUUCUUGGAAUUCAAGUUCAGCUAUCAUCAAUAUGGUUACAAAGGGCGACUGCAAUCUUAAAGCAAGGGAAAUAGAGAGGGUGAUGCAUUCUCAGUUAACUUUCAACGGUAAAAUUGAUGCGAGAGUGUCUUUCUUGUACUCGGCUUGGAGUGCUUCGGUCAAUGAAUCAAUGAAAGGCGAAGGUGAGUUGCUGCAAGGUGCUGGAGUGAGGAGAUCUAAUGUGCCAAAAGCCCCUCACUUGGAGAAUUGCAAGUUGAGUUCACAAGUCAACAAGAAUCUUGAUAAGCGUGUCGAGAAUGAGAUCUUCCCUCAUUGGACUCUGUGGAAGGGAUUCUUGCAUACUUACCCAUUGUCGACAGCUGGUGAGCUGCUGAAGUCUGAAGGUGCUUAUCCUCCGUGGAUAACAGGAUCGGAUGAAGAAAAUUAUCCCUUCACUAGGAAAGUGCAGCGAGACAUAUGGGUUCAUCAGCAUCCUCUGAACUGCAAUGAUCCUGAUGUGAAGUUUCUUGUAGCUGACUGGGAGAGGCUGCCAGGAUUUGGUAUUGGAGGCCAGAUUGCCGGAAUGUGUGGACUUCUUGCUAUUGCCAUCAAUGAAAAAAGGGUCCUUGUUACAAACUACUAUAAUCGGGCAGACCAUGAUGGGUGCAGAGGGCCAUCACGUUCUAGUUGGUCUUGUUACUUCUUUCCAGAAACAUCCCAAGAAUGCCGAGACCGUGCAUUCCAGUUAAUGAAGGAAAAGGAUGCAUGGGAAAAAGGAAUUAUAACAGGAAAAGACAACUACAAAUCAAAGCAAAUAUGGUCUGGACAGACUCCUAGCACUUGGGGUAAUCCUUGGAGAUAUUUACAGCCAACAACAGAUAUAAAUGGAACUCUAAUUGCCUCUCAUCGCAAAAUGGAUAGAAGGUGGUGGCGAGCCCAGGCAGUUCGCUACCUAAUGAGAUUUCAGACUGAGUAUACGUGCAACUUGCUAAAUGCUGAACGUCAUGCAGCCUUUGGACGGGAAGCUGCAAAAUUGGUUCUUGCAACACCCGUUAAAGAAUGGCCAGAGGAAGUUAGAGAAGAACCGCAAUCUGAAAUGGAGCAAUUUGUAUGGUCCAAUCACAAACCGUGGAUGCCUAGGCCAUUGCUAAGCAUACAUGUGAGGAUGGGCGAUAAGGCAUGUGAAAUGGAGAUAUUUGAAUUUGAAGAAUACAUGAAACGUGCUGAACGCAUAAGAAAGCACUUCCCGCACCUUGUCAGCAUCUGGCUAUCCACGGAGAUGCAGGAAGUAAUUGAUAGAUCGAGAUCAUACCCCCAUUGGAAUUUCUACUACACAAACGUGACACGCCAGGUGGGAAACAUGUCAAUGGCUACUUACGAAGCCAGCCUGGGGAGGGAAACCAGCACAAAUUACCCUCUCGUUAAUUUCUUGAUGGCUGCGGAUUCAGAUUUCUUCGUCGGAGCCUUGGGUUCCAGUUGGUGCUUUCUUAUAGACGGAAUGAGGAACACGGGAGGAAAAGUUAUGGCUGGCUAUUUAAGUGUCAACAAGGAUCGGUUUUGGUAGCUAGAUAGUAAAAUGGCAAAUACAUAAAGAUGGUAGCUGGCGGUUCCAAGGGCAUGUAUGUUGUGUUGCUCGUCAGAUGUAUAUGGGUAUCUUUUUGUAUAGGUUUAUGUACUUAGCAAACUAAUGCACAUGAAAUUAACUGUCAAUAUUGUUGUUAGUGCUGUACUUCUAUAAUAAAAUGGGAAAAUUAAAUGCA
Rhododendron vialii is the source of this 2332-nucleotide messenger RNA. RefSeq lists its product as uncharacterized. The coding region runs from base 370 to 2136 and encodes 588 amino acids. Gene Ontology annotation, biological process: protein N-linked glycosylation. Gene Ontology annotation, molecular function: alpha-(1->6)-fucosyltransferase activity. The transcript is spliced from 10 exons. The record is from RefSeq and is a predicted model, not a curated record. NCBI's taxonomy places the organism in Eukaryota, Viridiplantae, Streptophyta, Magnoliopsida, Ericales, Ericaceae.